Lactuca sativa (garden lettuce) is the source of this 2172-nucleotide messenger RNA. RefSeq lists its product as uncharacterized. Lineage: Eukaryota; Viridiplantae; Streptophyta; Magnoliopsida; Asterales; Asteraceae. The record is from RefSeq and is a predicted model, not a curated record.
AUGGCUUUUAAGAUAGAUGUUAAUAGUUUUAAUGUAUCCAAUAACUACAAUCGGUUUGGGAUACUUGGCUAUACGGUUGAUAGUAACGUUAUCGAUGCUUUGGAAAAAAAGUUAGCUGUCGAGGCAGGUAGUCCUGCAAAUGCUGAUGAUAUAGAAAUCGCAUCUCAUGAAGUAUCUCAAGAAACAAAGUCCUUAAAGGAUGCGAUAUCGCAAACAGGUGAUAAUUUGACCCCAACAUUGCCUGACAAAUUUGAAGCUACAAGUCCGUUCAAUAUUGCUCUUUGUGGUGUAUACUGUUCAAACAUUGAUACUUCUUGCUUUAUUUUUGCUGCCAAAUUCAAAGGAGUUGUGCAUCGAAAUAAAAACUUAUCCGCAUCUACAUCAAGUGUCAAUGUUUCAAAAAAAUCAAAUUUCCAAACUUCUCCUUCACGUCUAAAUGGUAGAACUCCGUUAUCUAACAUUUCAAAGGUCAUGGAUAUUUCCGAUAACAGUUUUCAAUCACGGUUACCAAACAUCAGAUUGGAUUCAAACGCCAUGGAUAUUUCCAAUAAUAGUUGUCAAUCGCCGUUAACAAAUAUUAGACAAUUCUCUGUAUUUUCAAAUGGCGACACAUCCAACAAAUCAUCUACAAUAACAUCAAAACCGUCUUCAGUCCUGUUAGCUAAUCCAAAUAAUAAAGCAAAGAAAAAAAGGCCAAAUUUAACUCCUAUUCCAAUAUUUGGUUUGAGAUCCGAUCAAGACAAAAUCGAUGGUCAAAAUGAGCAAAACAUAUACAACGGUAUAUCAAAAGAUUAUUUGGAUCAUGGUGAUCAGAUUGUUGUAUGCCAAACAUGUUUUGCAAAAUUAUGGAAAGAAGAAUCUAUCAAAUGUAAAAAAAAAAAUGAGAAUCAAAAUUAUUCUUUAUGUUGUGGUUAUGGCAAAGUUGAACUACCAGCUUUAAAGAAUGCACCUUCAAGUUAUGCCCAUCUUUUUACAUCGGGAGAUUCUAAAAGCAAACACUUCAUGAAGAACAUUCGUUCUUACAAUUCUAUGUUUUCUUUUACGUCAAUGGGUGGAAAAAUUGAUUCCUCAAUCAAUAGAGGAAAUGCUCCGUACAUUUUUAGACUUAGCGGUCAAAAUUAUCAUAGUAUCGGAAGCCUUUUACCGGAACAUGGGUUAAAACCAAAAUUCUCUCAGUUGUACAUAUACGAUACUGAUAAUGAGAUCGCGAAUAGACGGACAUGUUUUGGUAGAGAUAAUCAACGAUCUACGUCAAAUUCUUCUGUCCUUGAUAAUGAUAUUAUACAAGAUUUGAAGUUGAUGUUGGGUUCAAAUAAUGUCUUGGUUCAGUCUUAUAGAAUGGUUAGGGAUUGUUUUCAUCAAAACCCUCAUGUUGAUAUCAAGUUGAGACUUACUGGAAGAAGGGACCAAGAUGGAAGGAUAUACAACCUACCAUCUGCUUCUGAGGUUGCCGCUUUAAUUGUUGGAGAUAUUGGUGAUUCAAUUGAUAAUAGAGAUAUUGUUGUUCAAACGUCAUCAGGUUCUCUACGGCGUAUUAGUGAAUUACAUCCAUCAUACCUUCCUCUUCAGUAUCCACUACUGUUUCCAUAUGGUGAUGAUGGUUAUAGGUUUUUGGUUGAUGCUUAUACUAUGAUUGAAAGUGAGAGAUUACAUUUCAUAAGGAGCAAACAACAAAUUCUUAGAUGUGAGUCUUAUGAAAAGUUACGUAUUCAACAGAACCUAGGGAAUAAAGAUAUAUCCAACGUUGGACAACGUGUAAUCUUACCUUCUUCAUUCACUGGUGGUGCACGUUAUAUGAUGCAAAACUACCUUGAUGCCAUGUCCUUAUGUAAAUGGUUUGGAUAUCCUGAUUUCUUCAUAACCUUUACAUGCAAUCCAAAAUGGCCUGAAGUUAAAAGGUUUCUUCAUAACACUUCACUAAAUCCAGAAGAUAGACCUGAUAUCUUAUGUAGGCUAUUCAAAAUAAAGCUCGAUGCUUUGUUUAAAGACAUACGGGAAAAUAAAAUUUUCGGCAUUGUUAAAGGAGUGGUCUAUACGAUUGAAUUUCAAAAAAGAGGUUUGCCACAUUGUCAUAUUUGUCUGUUUAUGCAUGCUAACUCCAAGCGGCCUACUGUUGAAUAUAUUGAUUCGAUUAUUUCUGUUGAGAUUCCAAAUAUCAAUGAAGAUCCAUAA